Zeugodacus cucurbitae (melon fly) is the source of this 581-nucleotide messenger RNA. It is a transcript of the gene Pop5, whose product is annotated as ribonuclease P/MRP protein subunit POP5. Gene Ontology annotation, molecular function: ribonuclease P RNA binding. Bases 89 to 526 code for a protein of 145 amino acids. NCBI's taxonomy places the organism in Eukaryota, Metazoa, Arthropoda, Insecta, Diptera, Tephritidae. Gene Ontology annotation, cellular component: ribonuclease P complex. The transcript has 3 exons. Gene Ontology annotation, biological process: tRNA 5'-leader removal. The record is from RefSeq and is a predicted model, not a curated record.
CAUCUGGCAACCCGCACUACCUAACUACGAACAGCUGUUUUAUGUUUAUGUUCGAAAAUCAACAAAGCAGCGUGAUACGCCAACAAAAAUGGUGCGAAUUAAAAAUCGUUAUAUAGUUGUGCGUAUAGUGCCUCAAGCAGCUACGAAUGUAUUGAAAAUCGACGAUGCCGUGCUGGCUAAAUGCGUACUACAGAAUGUGAAAAAGUACUACGGUGAUUAUGGACGUGGUACUAUGGAGCAUGGUUUUCGUGUAAAAUAUUGUAAUGAACGCACGAAAAUUGCCAUAAUACGUUGUCUACACCGUUCACAUCGCACGGUGACGAGCACGCUUCCAUUAAUAACGAUGAUCGGUGAUGUGCGUGCGAAAUUCCAUACACUCUACGUCGGUGCUACCAUCAUACAUUGCAACAAAUUUAUAAUAAGGCAUCAGCAAAGUUUUCUAAAUGAAAUGGUGGGUCAAAUCGCGUCCGCGAAGGAACGUAAGGACUUCAUCAAACGUGUUAUGGAAUUUGAUCUGGAGCAAUAGCAAUACUGAUGGCAUUUCAUUUUUAUCAUAGAAUAAAUAGAUUUAAAUUUUUAAA